GGUCAGAAAAAGAGCUUGUGUGUGUUGUGGCAAUCCACUAGCCUAGCUCUACUUCCUGGAGGGCAGAAAGAAAAAACCUUCCCAGGUAAUUGUGGCUGAGUUGGGUGUGACUCUAAAGAAUGUCAAACAAAGAGAGUGGCUCGCUGCCUGUCGAAGGGGGGGGCAUAGAGGAUUUUGCCAUCUACGUUCAUCUCUCCAGACAAAACACAAGCAGUCAGCUGGUUUGGAAGCGACUCUCCCUACCUGCUGUAUUUGGUCGCGCUGACACUGGAAAGUUGGUGUCUCCGUGAGGAGGAGGGAUGUUUGACACACUGUAUGAGUGGUUCUGGUGGGACAAAAUCUGGCUGCCUGAGGAGCUGUCGUGGGCCGACCUGGAAGACAAGGAUGAUCGAGUCUAUGCCAAAGCCUCACAUCUUUAUGUCAUUGUCCCCUACGCCUUUGCCUUUUUAUUCGUCAGAUACAUGUUUGAGAGGUGGAUAGCAACGCCCCUCGCAGCAUCUGCUGGAAUCAAGCAGAAAGUUCAUCUGAAAGCACAGGACAUCCCCACCCUGGAGCUUUACUACACGACUCGGUGUAGAAAUCCUGCUCAGUCUGACAUUGACGGCCUGUCUAAGAAGAGCAGUUUGUCAGUGAGACAAGUUGAACGAUGGUUCAGAAGAAGACGCAGACAGGACCGUCCUGGUGUCCUGAAGAAAUUCAGAGAGGCCAGUUGGAGGUUUGUCUUCUACCUGUUUGCCUUCAUCGGAGGAGUAAUAGCGCUGUAUGAUAAAGAAUGGCUUUAUGACACACGUGAAGUAUGGACAGAUUUUCCAAAGCAGUCCAUGCUGCAGUCUCAGUACUGGUAUUAUAUCUUGGAGAUGAGCUUUUAUGGGUGUCUUCUCUUCAGUGUUGCAUUUGAUGUCAAGAGAAAGGACUUUAAGGAGCAGAUCAUCCACCACUUGGCCACGCUGGUCCUCCUGUCAUUUUCCUGGUGUGUCAACUAUAUCCGUAUUGGAACGCUGGUCAUGCUUGUCCAUGAUGCUUCCGAUGUUUUACUGGAGUCUGCCAAAUUAUUCAACUAUGCCAAAUGGGAGAAAACCUGCCAAACCCUUUUUGUUUUGUUUGCCAUAGUGUUCAUGGUAACACGACUGAUCAUCUUUCCAUUUUGGCUGAUCCACUGUACCUGGGUUUAUCCUGUCCUCCACUACCCAGCCUUCUUUGGCUACUACUUCUUCAAUGUGAUGCUGGUGGUCCUUCUCUGUCUUCACAUAUUCUGGGCCUACCUCAUUCUCCGCAUGGUCCGAAAAUUCAUUUUUGGCACCUUAACCAGAGAUGAGAGAAGUGACCACGAAGAAGAAGACGAGGAAGAGAGCAGCCAGACGGAGGAUGAAGGUGAACAGCAGCAAAGACACAAGCCUGUGAAUGGACUGGCAGUAGAUGAGAAGGAUGAGAAGAAUGGCUGCUUUGGAUCCUUGUCUCCACCAGAGAACAUCUGCUGGUCAAAGACUGUGUACUGAGUCGUACUCAGUAUAAUCAGCGGAGCUCAAGAUGUGAGAUAUAGAACAAUGCUAAAUACAUUUCAUCCAUUAUUUAUUCUUCAGUCACACACUGAAACGCAAACAAACCCAGACCAACAUUGUUGUUCUCACAUCACUUGAAAGGGCUCCCAUGUGUAGGGCAAAGGACUUGGAAAUGUUCUUGGCUCUUCCUCUGUUUUUAUCCACAGUGUUGUCCAUGGCAGAGCUUCACUCGGCCGCCCUGCUGGUCAGAAGAGACCAAACAAGCAAUCAAAGCAAUCAUGACUGUGCGCUGGGUUGGAUAUAUGCAUUAGGUGGGGGUUGUGUGUACAAGACUAGGUUCGUGCAUUGAAACACACCAUCCAACUGUAGCCAACCAUGACAAAUCAUACAGUUUAGUGAAGAAAUGUUUCUUGAGAAAUUUAGAAUACUAAUAGUUAUUUCAUAUUCCCAUCUACGGUAUCUUCAAUUGUUCAAUUGAACAGAUAAGAAUUUAAUGAAACAAAACUUUAAUAUUACCAUGCACAAUUUAAACAAAGCUCAUGCUGAAAUAAUGUCUUAUAAACUAGAUUCUGACACAGGUUUUCUGUAAGAUUGGGCCGAAAGUAAAAAUGCUGGACUCUCUUAGUUCUUUAUUAUUAUUAUAUUAUUAUUAUUAUUAUUAUUAUUAUUAUUAUUAUUAUUAUUAUUAUUAUUAUUAUUAUUAUUAUUAUUAUUAGUAUUAGUAUUAUUAUUAUUGUUAACCCUGAAAAAUAAGUUAUUACAAAAUCCAAGUGACUUCCAAUGAAUCUGAAACAAUUAGAGCUGCUCUAGAAUUCUGGGGUUAGGUUUACUCUGAUUAGCACAGUACUCUGUAAUCACUGUCACCUGAGUGGCAUCAUAACAACACGGUUGAGCAUGGAUGGAAACACACAGUGUCUACAGUGUUUUUUUGUGGGGGUUUCUGAAAAUUUACAUUUUGUACACUUUGGAAUAUGGUAGCAGAGAGACAGCAGCAGCAGCACAUCUAGUGUUCUACGUGUAGCUACGUAGGAGGCAUCAGAACUGAGCUGUACUCUUACGCUUUGGAAGUGCUUGUGCCAGAGUUUCCUCAGAGACAGCUGAGACAGAUCCUGUGUAGACGUAGGACACACAAAUGCUGCAUUAUUGUAUUUUUAUGACAGUAAUCUAAUACAAUUGUGUCUGCAUUUAAUAAUAGUAAGAGCAAUACAGUGAAGUGUGGCUUCAUUAUGCUGAGUUCCUCCUCCAGGAGAGGUCAAGGCAGAGAUGUGUGCACUGUAAGCAUUUAACCAGCAGAGAUAACAAAAAUAAAAUAAAAUAGAAAUUAAGAAAAAAUAUAUAUAUAUAUAUUUUGUGGACACUGUUAAAACCAAGUUAUGAUGAACUACCAGCACCACAGUGUGUCCCUAACAUGAACGCAGACCAUGAGCGUGACCAGUCCAGGAUCUGUAAACCUAGCCCAUGUUGGUUUUAUGGUUACACCCAUCAAAACCUUACUCAUCCCUUUACAAAGCACAUACUGUAUGUUCAACACUAAUUCUUAAUGGCUGUUGGUUGUAAAUUAUGUUAACCUAUGAAAAAAGGUGAUGUGUUGUUUAAAAUGGCAUGGACAAACUACAACUUUUUGUUAUUUAAUAGAGGACAUGUUAGAGAUGACCAUUACAGAGCUACAUUAUGUAUGUGUCCCAAGUCUAUAGCACACAUCGUAAAUCGACAUUGCUGUAGAAUCCAUGGAGGAAAAGAGCUUUCCAAAUACAAAACUAAAGCUUCUCUUGCUUGACAUUAUGAACUAAGUGCCAAAAUAUUACUUGAAGUAUUUGUUCCCCAGAAAAUGAGAAUGCUUUUUGAGGUGGGUGGCGUGCAUCAAUAAAAUGAUUGAUGGUCAGUCUCUGGGAAGUAUGGGCAAACAUUUGAGCAAUGUUUAAAAGACUGUUAAGGAUGACUGAGUGUAGAGCAAUAUGAAGUUGAUGUAUUAUGGGAAAUUUAUCAGUUAUGUUUUCUAGCCUUUAAUAGGUCCCGGUUGUCGUAUAAUGUGUCACAGUUUUGACACGUAGCAAAUGGUCUUGAACACUGAAUUGUUUGUAUUAUGUUGUUGCAGCAGCAAUAAAAUGCUGAGAAUA
Mugil cephalus (flathead mullet) is the source of this 3616-nucleotide messenger RNA. RefSeq names its product ceramide synthase 3a (gene cers3a). The transcript has 11 exons. Gene Ontology annotation, cellular component: membrane. Gene Ontology annotation, biological process: ceramide biosynthetic process. The record is from RefSeq and is a predicted model, not a curated record. The coding region runs from base 300 to 1496 and encodes 398 amino acids. Lineage: Eukaryota; Metazoa; Chordata; Actinopteri; Mugiliformes; Mugilidae. Gene Ontology annotation, molecular function: DNA binding; sphingosine N-acyltransferase activity.